AUGAAUUGCGCUGGUUGUAAUACAAUCUGCAAGCCGGGGCCGCGGCUGCUGAAUUGUCAUGCCUGCGAUGGAAUCUAUCACAUUGAAUGCCUUAAUAUUAAGCAGCAACAAUAUUCGUCACUGACAGAAGAAUUUAAGGCAGCCUGGAAAUGCCCUCGUGCAAUAAUGUUACCCGUCGUGGACAAUCCAACUUGCUUAAGCCCGUGCGAUACACUAACUGUAUUCAAGGAGAAUAUCAAGAGCUCACUACAUGACUGGCGAGAUGAGAUGGAGGCGAGUAUAACUAAACUUAAUGAUGAUUUAAAAUUUGCUUUGAAUGGAUUCAGGGAGGAGAUAUGCACCCUUCGUGCUGAACAUGAGCGUCUAAAGCAUCAAACUGUUGAUAUAUCCCAUGAUGUCUCAGAAUUAAAAGCAUCCAUGCAGUUUCUUUCUGGGGAACAAGACGAUUUCAAAAAAAAGUGGACGGCACAAUACGUCAAUCUACCGACCAAUCUAGCCUAA
Messenger RNA from Parnassius apollo (apollo), 501 nucleotides. The record is from the annotation of a GenBank genome assembly. Lineage: Eukaryota; Metazoa; Arthropoda; Insecta; Lepidoptera; Papilionidae.